GUCUGUCUCCUUCCCAGAGUGGAGGUCUGUCCAUGGGGAAGAGCUGCAAAGUGGUUGUGUGUGGCCAGGCAUCGGUGGGGAAGACCUCAAUCCUAGAACAGCUGUUGUAUGGUAACCAUGUAGUAGGUUCUGAGAUGAUUGAAACCCAGGAAGACAUCUAUGUGGGUUCAAUUGAGACUGACCGAGGUGUGAGGGAGCAGGUGAGAUUCUAUGACACCCGGGGCCUGCGAGAUGGGGCAGAACUUCCCAGGCACUGUUUCUCCUGUACAGACGGCUAUGUCCUGGUCUAUAGCACUAACAGCCGAGAGUCCUUCCAGAGAGUUGAACUGCUCAAAAAGGAGAUUGAUAAGUCCAAGGACAAGAAGGAGGUCACCAUUGUGGUCCUUGGCAACAAAUGUGACCUUCAGGAGCAGCGUCGAGUGGACCCCGAUGUAGCCCAGCACUGGGCUAAGGUGGAGAAGGUGAAACUGUGGGAAGUGUCUGUGGCCGACCGCCGCUCUCUCCUCGAGCCCUUCGUCUACUUGGCCAGCAAGAUGACUCAGCCCCAGAGCAAGUCAGCCUUCCCACUCAGCCGUAAAAAUAAGGGCAGUGGCUCCUUGGAUGGCUGAGGCUUUCCUUCUCACCUACCCACCCCCUCCCUCAGCCCCACCCUAUCCCAAUCCUACCCUCCCCCCCAACUCCUUGGGGUUUCAGGUAAUUGGGGAAAUGGGAGGGACAGAGUAAGAUGGGCUUCCUGAAGUCAGCCUGGCAGAGGGCCACAAUGGUAGGUCGCUGGGAAACAUCCUGAGUCUCAUCUCACUCCACUGCUUCUCUUCCUUGGAGAAGAGUCCAAAUAGUGCACGUUACUCCACAGCCACCACCUCACUCCCCCUCAUCCCUAUACUAUUGCUAUCAGGCUGAAAUCCAUUUUGAGAGCUAACAGUGCCAGGAGAUAGCCAGUUGAUUGUGGUCCCCUGUAAAAGGCCCCCAACAACUCCAAGUCAUGGCCCUUGGAAAAAGAUAAUCAAGCAGAGAGAUUGGCAUGGGAGGGAAAGGGAAAGAAGUCCUCCCUAUCUCAGGAGGUGUCUCCAGUUCACUUGUGUUCUUCCCUUAAGAAGAGCCCAAGCCGCUGAAGAAACAGAAACUUCUCACUAAGUUGUUUUCCCUUCCGGCUUACCCUGCCCAGGGUGUAUGGCCAUGAUAUAGUAUAAGACCUUCCAUGCUGGGGGCGGGGUCCAGUCUUCCACCAUGGAGGGUCCUUUAUACUAUAUCAUGGCCAUACACCCUGAGCAGGGAGUCUCAGCUGUCUUCACUUACUAGCAAGGUGAUUUGGGACAAGAGACAUUUCCUUUUUUGGUCCUCAGCUUCUUCCCCUAUAAAGAUGAAAGGGUCAAGACAAAGA
This is a messenger RNA of Phascolarctos cinereus (koala), 1381 nucleotides long. RefSeq names its product NFKB inhibitor interacting Ras like 2 (gene NKIRAS2). The record is from RefSeq and is a predicted model, not a curated record. Gene Ontology annotation, molecular function: GTP binding; GTPase activity; GTPase activating protein binding. Lineage: Eukaryota; Metazoa; Chordata; Mammalia; Diprotodontia; Phascolarctidae. Gene Ontology annotation, biological process: Ral protein signal transduction; negative regulation of canonical NF-kappaB signal transduction.